Molecule: messenger RNA, 213 nt
Organism: Acytostelium subglobosum LB1
Lineage: Eukaryota; Evosea; Eumycetozoa; Acytosteliales; Acytosteliaceae
Exons: 3
Coding region: 1-213 (70 amino acids)
Source: RefSeq, a predicted model, not a curated record
AUGACACACCAAGCUCCCGGUGCUGCAGGAGGAGGUGAUGACAAUGAUCUUGCGAAGAUGGUACAACUUCUCCAGGACAUCAAGCUUCAGAAUCAAGAGCAGAUGCAGAUUUUGAUCAACUCAGCCUUCAUCAGAUCGCCAAUCUCAGAUGGCAACUCUUCAAACUUCAAACGAUUGGCAUCACAUGCACUGAGGAGUCAACAACAAAGUUGA